Messenger RNA from Ceraceosorus bombacis, 909 nucleotides. The record is from the annotation of a GenBank genome assembly. NCBI's taxonomy places the organism in Eukaryota, Fungi, Basidiomycota, Exobasidiomycetes, Ceraceosorales, Ceraceosoraceae.
UGGGGCAGCUGUGGCCGUGUUAUGAGAGGGCAGGGCACGAAGCAGCCUGACCGACGUAUACCUACCCUGCGCGUCCGCGCGGGACUUCAUCAACGCUGCCACUACUGACGACGGCACCUUUGGAAGCUCCGCCACCUGUGUCACCACCUCCGCAUCACUUGUAUCUAAGUGACUCUGGCCUGCACAAGGAGUUUUUCUUUGUUCUUUGUUUGCCACGAAGCAUCCCACUCUGGCAAUCCUCUCAUCGUUCGAUUCUUCACUGUCUGAAGCUCAGUUCUAGACACGACGGGUGCGGUUCACUUGAAGCAGUGCAACGUUCUAUGAAGUACAAAUCGUGAAUGUGGCAUGGCUCAUGCGAGUCGGGCCGGCGCGUAUGAGUAGAGACGAUCGAGGAAAGCGUGAGCACGCCGGCGCACGCCGCGCGACGCGGUCCAUCUCAAACGCGCGCCAAGUCCACAUCAAUGUACGCGUCUUCGCGCUGCAAGCCACGUCCAUGAUCAUCAUCAUCAGCAGUCAAACUUUCAACCAUCGCAACUCGAACUUUGAACGUGGAGCAUCUUUGGCGAUCACUUGAGACUGCAGGCCCUUUACACGCGAGGGCAUCUGCAAAGCAGUUGAGUUGCGUCUGUCUUGCCAUUAGAGGUGCGACGAUUCUAUACACAAGUCAAGACUUUGUCAGCAAAGGAACUUGUUCGAGCCAGGCGCCUACGAUACCGGACGUCGCUGCGAGGGCAGAGCAUUCAUACCUUUGCACACGGCUUCUGCAAUCGCCAAGGGAUCUGCCAGCUGCGAUACAGUCGCGAGGAAGCGUUUGCCCUCACACAGGUACCACCAUACGUUGUGAUCCCUACAUCCCGCAUCGAAACAAAGGCUCGUAAGCGGCGUUGCACCGUACUGCGUCGUUGCGCG